UGGCAGCUGGUGGGUUUGCGCUGCUUUCUCUCGCUCGCACUCUCUCUACCAUGCGUCGCUCUACCUUCGUAGUCCUCCUCGCUAGGAACGCGUUGGGUUUCUCGCCGAACCUGUCAAGCAUUGUCGGCGUUGACGGCGGGAUGGGAGCCAGAAGUAGCAGGAAUUUCGUCAGUGCAACUCGGCCUGCUGGAUCUACUGCGCUGUUCGCCUCAGGAGGGGUGUCCGCGGAGGAGGUGCUGAAGGCACCCAAGUGGCCAGAGAAGUGGCCCUUCUAUGAGGACGACUUCAGCCGCAUGGACGAGUCCAGCGACGGGGAUUUCUACUCGCAGCCGCGGCUCGUCUACCACAUCGACGAUUCCGCGGUGAAGGCGUUGACGAAGUACUACGCCAAGGCGUUGCCCAAGGGGGCGGACGUGCUGGACAUCUGCUCGUCGUGGGUGAGCCAUUUCCCGAAGGACUGGGAGCACGGCAAGCGCACCGGGCUGGGGAUGAACGAGUUCGAGCUGAGCAAGAACGUGCAGCUGGACGAGUACAAGGUUAAGGACCUUAACGUUGACGCGAAGUUUCCCUUUGAAGACAACUCCUUCGACGUCGUCACGUGCGUCGUGUCGGUGGACUACUUGAACAAGCCGCUGGAGGUCUUCAACGAGAUCCGACGAGUGCUGAGACCAGGCGGCAAGGCCAUCAUGUCCAUGUCCAACAGAUGUUUCCCGACGAAGGCGAUCCAGAUCUGGAACCAGACUAACGACAUGGAGCACAUCUUCAUCGUCGGAUCGUACUUCCACUACGCGGGAGGCUUCGACCCGCCGGUCUCGCGCGACAUCUCGCCAAACCCGGGGCGAUCGGACCCCAUGUACAUAGUAGAGGGCAGAAAAAAGGCGUAAGCGCUCACACGGGCAUGGCACAAACGUUCUGAGACAGCUGGCUACUGCACACCGGAAGAGAUAGAGUGCGGAUCUUGGUCGAAAAAUGAAGUGCGACAUGGUCGGAGGCGAGCGGCGUUGGGGGCAUGGAUGCGUAUUUUCCGGCUUUUUUUUCUAGCGAAGAAGAGAGCCCUGCCGAUAUUUCAGCAGCGAGAACCUUUGCUUUUUGAGUUAGAUUUUGUAAAGAUUUUGGGAUAUCAGGAAACUCGGGGAACAAGCUCCUUGUCACAAUUUAUGU
Molecule: messenger RNA, 1161 nt
Organism: Ectocarpus siliculosus
Lineage: Eukaryota; Phaeophyceae; Ectocarpales; Ectocarpaceae
Source: the annotation of a GenBank genome assembly